AUGCGAGACGUGCCAGGCCGAAACACGGGACGCCUUGAGCUUGACCUUCCUUCGGAACAUGCGGAUGCCGAGACGGCUACCAUAGAAAACCAAUCCACUCAAGCCAACACGAUAUUUCAGUGGCAUUCGAAUAGACAACCUGAUAACAAUAUGAAAGAUAUAGAUAUAGAAACGCAAGAGCAGCUUGCCCAAGACCUGCUCCUCGAUCUGAGAUCGCAAUGCGGGGAUGAGACGCAGCAAAAACCUGCAGGAAAAGCCACACUUUUGGUUUUCAACAACCGAGAAUUUCGUCUUUUCUUGUUCAGUUUCAUGCUGGCUAGGAUCGGUGGUUGGCUCACCUACAUUGCCUCCAUUACUAUGAUCGAAGAAAAGCUCCUGAGAGAAGGGGAACCAUCGCAGUCCGCCGUCAGCGUCCUCAUUGCCUGUAGGUUUCUCCCGAUUGUGCUACUCAGCCCGUUCGGGGGAGUCCUGGCGGAUGGUUAUGACCGUAGGCAAUCGAUGAUCCGAUUGGAUCUUCUCGGUGCUGCGUGUCCACUACUCUUCCUCGUUGCAAUUGACAGUCGAAGCCCAAUAGCUCUCGUAUACCUCAUCACGCUACUGCAGCAAAGUAUCACCGGUUUGUACGAGCCAUGUAAAUCUGCCCUUACCCCCAUGCUGGUGUCUCAUGAGGACGAACUUAAGACUGCAACAACCUUGUUGGGGCUCUGUUGGUCGGUGUUCGCCGCUCUCGGUUCGUCGCUGGGAGGUCUCAUUGUGUCUCGGGUGGGUUUACGCGCAUGUUUCUUCACAGAUUGCUUCACGUUCCUCGCUAGCGCCUUCCUUAUAUGGUUGAUGGGUGGAGAAUGGGCCCCACCGAAGUCUACUGGCUCCGAUUGCAAUUCCUCUUUGUGUAGCACCAUCGGCGAGAUGACUGCGGACGGUAUCGGGUACCUGUGGCAGAAUUCAUGGGGAGUCCUUGUCUUGCUGAAGGCGUCCGUGGCGAUUCUCUGCGGGGCAGCUGACAUACUCAAUGUUAGCCUUUCAGAAACACCCGGAUCGAGCGCCACGAAGGACGCAGCAAACCUCGGUUGUAUCUUUGCUUUCGUCGGUUUUGGGAGCUUCCUUGGGUCUUUGGUUGUGAACUACUCGACGGACAUGAAACAGCUGCGAAGGAUUCAGAUGUCGUGCAUUGUUGGGCUCGGCUUCACGGCAUUGGGCUGUUUUGGCAUCGGCGUUUUCCCUGCCCUCUGGACUGUUUGCCUCUUCACAGCUGUUCGAUCCGUUGGUACAUCGGUUACUUGGAUCAGCUCGUCCUUGCUGAUUCAGAAGCUUUCAGCUCCGGGCCUGCUGGGUCGUGUGUCGGCUGUGGAUGGCGCCUUUGCUCUCUUGUCGGAGUCAUCGUCGGCACUGUUCUGUGGUUUCCUUCAGGACAGUGGGAUGACACCCAGCGGUGUUGCCGUGCUCGUGUCGAUGCUGGGGACUUUCCUGACUGCGAUUUGGUCGAUCCAUCAUGCACGGGGCGGCGGCGCAUCUUCAGUCCUCGAGGACGACGAGAAGAGCGAACAUACCAUUUCGGAGAACACUCCUCUUCUUCUGUCCGAUUCGGAGUCUGACUUUGAUGAUAUGGAGAGUCCGGCCUUUGGUGGUCAGCCCUUGGAACUGCGCGCCGAAUAGAUAUACUUUGAAUAGAAAAGACUCAUACCAAUCCAACAUGUGCUCUAUGGGCGGGCUGGCACGUUUCCUCAAGUUUCCCCGCAAUGCUCACGCACCUGGGCUGCCAUCGUCCAUCGUGUUUAAUCGAGGCGUUCCCUUUUCAUAAUAUACGGUCUACGUAUUGGUAUCGAUUUUACACUAUCUGAAAGUUGGUGUUGAAUCAUUCAUUCAUCCGAAUGCACUCCGUUGAGCAAUGUGUCAGGCGCUGUCGAGUAAACGCAGCCCGGGCCCUGAGGGAGGGCGGAGAACGAUAUAUGGUGUGUAGAAGAGACAAAAGAUUGUUGUCGUGUCGUCGUGGUGUGGAUGCGCUUUUGUUGUGUAGUGUGUCUGCUGUCUUGUCGUGUGCGUGUGUGUUCAUGUAGACGUCCAGGGGUUAGGAAUUCGUUUCCCUUAGCCAUCCCUUUCGAUAAAAGAUGGCUAAUGUCCACAUGAUCCCGUUGCAAUACCUCCACACAGUCGCUUCAGAACAUCGUACAAAACAAGUUGGAGCGUCACAAUAAUGCCCACAUGAUACAAUCGACAAUUCAACCCGACAAAAAAUCCACGGAACCCCUUUUCACUUCGCAAAAUAUCCCGCGCGAUAUCGCUUGCCGAUCUGUUUUCUUUUUGCCUUGCGCUGACAAGGCUGAGUAGUGUGUCACCUGGCUGGCUGCUGAUACAAGACAAAAUACUGGCAAGAAUGGCCGAUACAACGGGAAUGGUGAACUUGGUGGCAUGGUUCAUGGAAAAUCCGUAGGCAAUUGCUGUCCGGUAGGCGAGUUUUGUGAAAUAAUCAAAAGAAACAUUCUUGGUCACAGUGUAGGGCACUUGUUUGAAGGUUUGUGGUGCAAUGCCUCUCCAAAGGCUGAGCACUCCCUCGCGCUUAAUCAUCCUACGACCGCCCUGUAUCCAUCCUUUGGGAGCAAAGUCUGGUUCGGACACAAGACGGAUUCGCAAGGCUUCCAUUGGGCACAAAACAAUAGAAGCAGCCGUUCCGGCUAUACACCCCGAAACGAUAAAGGCAAUCAUUUGGGACCGCAAAAUUGCGAGAGAGGUUGCUUCCGCCAAGGAGCCGAGUCCUCGUUUGACAACUGGCUUGAGUGCUUCGUACACUCCAAAUUUCUACAGGCAACGAAUAAACCGCAAUGAUGUGUCAGGAAUUAUGCUUGUGGCGUUUGCGUCACUAUGCAUAUAUUAUGGUCCUGUCGUUCCUUACCAUGGAUCCCUCAAGCAAGUAUCCAAACACAGUCGGGCCAAGACCAGCUAACAGAGUACCCACGCCCUCGUCUUUGACAAUCUUUUGCGUGGCUUGCACAAAACCCAACUCCUGCAACUCUGGGUCAACUUGUUUUCGGGUCUUCGUACAAUUCAUUCAAUUAGGAAUGAAACAGGAGCAGAGCAGAAGAAAAAACAAUCGUGAGCCCUGCGUCAAGAACGAUCAAACUCCCACCCACGCAGACUCCCUGGAUCCCCAAUAUCACCCGUCUUGUUCCGUACCUUGACUACAUCAAUGGGAGUUGGAAUGGCAUGCGAUGUGGCUGCACAGAGACCACCGGCCAAAAAGAAUCUCCAAGCACCAGGUCCCGACCACACGAGCAAGAGUGCAAAUGCCGAGGCUGCCGUUGCAAACGCGGCCGUCAUGGACACCUUGUCGGCGAAGGUGACUCUAUCUUCGUCUUCUUCAUUUUUGGCCCACGUGCCAAAGUCAAUCAUCAUGUGUUGGCUUUGAUCAUUGCUCAGUUGCUGAUAAUGGUCUGCCAUAUCGAGGCAAUCAUCGCAACAGGUGGGGUCAAUAAUGCAUUCCCACGGAUAUUCUUCCUCAUUGUUAUUAUUAUUGCUGCGACUGCCAAAGAUGUUCUCGCUGGCAGUGUUCAAAGACCGGGUAGAGGACGCCACAAAAAACUUGGAGGGUCGGUUUCUUCGUGCUCGGGAGGACCUUUGGACCCGAUGACCUCUUCCCACGAGUUUCGAAGAGUGUAAUUGGGGAUAAUGGCUUGUUCUGGUGUGGAGAUUGGGAAAGACAUUCGGGCGUCUCCCUGCUCCCGAAGUAAAGGCGUCCGCUGGAACAAGCAAGUGGGCCGCAAGGGCCAAGAAGGGAACCAAAGCACUGUAGGGUCGUGGUCUUUUACUCCUCUUGUCAGCGAUCGAAACACCGGUCAUAGGAGGGUAGAAUUCUGAGGUUGUCUCUGCUGGGGACAUGGUGGACAUUCUCGUUUCAAACUUGAAGAAUACUGUAGCCGCCGUCUUUACAACAAUAAAGGAAAUCGAAUGCAAUCUAUCUCGUCUCAGGAUAAAGGGUCUGCUGCAAACCACAAAAUGAGGUGAGCGGAGUGAUGGUCGAUGAUCGACAACGAAAGUUAUUGAGAAAAAAUUUUUAAGACCUCAGCCGACUUUUUCUCAUUGGCGGGGCUGUUGCAGCUUGGACAAAGAUGCACAACGUGGACAACCCCACCAAUUCAGAGAUGCUGACGUGAUGUUUUCCAGAUGCUUUUCUUGUCCUUGUUCACUCACCUCUUCGCUUUUGAUGUGGUGGUGCUGGCCGGUACUGACGUUGCGAAGUAAGCCAGCAGAGCCUCAUGUUGAAUCACUUCUCGAAGACUGAAUGUCCCUGUUGAGCAAAGCCGGCUCAAGCUGGGAGGAGGCAGUUUCCCUGGGAAUGGUUUGAUUUGACUCAAUGAUUAGUAGUUAUUAUUUGCUACACUGGGAAUGGUCUAGCUAGUUUGAUGUUGGCCAUCAAUGUGGAUGGCACUCAAGUAGAGCUGUUCGAUUUCCUGGAGACAUGGACAUCCCAACAUACGGGUGGUCCCUUGGCAGAACAAUGGAGGCUGGGAGCAGCUGGGAACCCUUGACAUGAGUAGUGACUUCGCUGUAACCACCUUGUCAAGCUGUUGGAGAUUGCCAGGGUUAUAAUGUGGGAGUUGUUUCAGGCCAUGUCUUCUAUGCUUCAAUAAUGGAACUCAAGCAAGUUGGGAAGUUGUUGGCGAGGAGAUCAAUGGAAAGACCCAUCAGAUGGUAAUACUUGGUUUUGUCUAUGAUCUGGUCAGUAGAUGGACCAAGAGUUGCCGCUGCCGUGCCCCGUGCAUCUUCCAAUUGCAACAGUGAAAUUGGGGCAGCAAGCGUCCUGUAUCAGCAGCUCAGGGUGCAUUGCAACCGGACUGGCCAGAAUGCUGAAUUGUACAAAGGGGUUUCGCCAAUGAAGCAGUUGGCUCUGUACGAAUGGUCAUACAAUGGCUUAUGCAUAUGGGAAACUGAAUUCUGUUGGAGGACAUGGAUAUGGGAAACUGAAUUCUGUUGGAGGACAUGGCUGACGAAAUUAAUUUUGAGCCCAUGCUAUUGGCCUUGCUUCUAUCCACUACAGUCCACCUGCUCCGCCUAUACCACCUGAGCUUCACAAAAUUUGGCCAAUGAGGCAACCGACCUCCAAAUACCACUAGCAUCAUGGCCCUUGCUAGCUGGAAAGGGACUUGAUUGUCAAUUCAUAGCUUGAGAGAGAGACAUGUUGGUUUCCUCAAAUGACGGAGUCGCUCCUCUGUAGCACCUUGCUCAAGAUGGACCCACCACGACAAGAGAGAAACCUCAAAUGUUGUACAAGGCCUGUCAUCUUGUAUUCACGGAUCCCAACAAGCUAGGCUUCUGCAUCAUUUUUGCCGUGGCCAAAGCAUGCAUUACAGUUUUCGUAGAUAUGUUCCCUAGUCUAUCUAAAGCCCCAUUAGCAUUUGAAGUUCAACACAGCCACCACCUUGCCAGUCCGAAACGGUUUCGACGGCACACGUCAACUGCGACUGGAGCUGGAGCUGGUGCUUCGUGCUUUAGCUGUUUUCAAUUUGUCUGAAACGUGCGUCCAUUCAAAAGCGUGAGCCAGCGAAGUGGAGGGAGUGG
Seminavis robusta is the source of this 5550-nucleotide messenger RNA. Lineage: Eukaryota; Bacillariophyta; Bacillariophyceae; Naviculales; Naviculaceae. The record is from the annotation of a GenBank genome assembly.